CUUGUUUGCUGUUUAGUUCUGUAAGAAAAUUGCCGGCGGAGGAAGCGAAAACGAUUCUUCUGCCAUGGAUCAAUCCUCUUCAGCAUCAUCAUCAUCAUCUCUUAGAUGGAGAAUCCUUCGCCAAGCUCUUAUCAAUAGAUCUGAUUCUCAGUCUCAAGAUGAGAUCAAGCGGGUUUCAAGGAAAGCAACUCAAGGAUUCAACUUGAUUCCUUUUCAUGUGGUUGAUUCUUCUGAAAACACUCGGGAAGCAUGCGUUUGCUACACAAUUCCCAUUCCUGCUUCUCCCAAACUCUAUCUAACACAAAGAGUGGAUAAUUGCAGUGAUCUCAAUGACUUUGAGAUAUCUAAUCGACACAACAUUGAUAAUACAGGACUUGUCUGUCAGUGGCCUUCAGAAGAAGUUCUAGCAUACUUCUGCAUGUCUCAGCCUGAUCGCUUCAGAGGUAAAAGAGUCAUUGAGCUUGGAUCAGGGUAUGGAUUAGCCGGUUUAGUUAUUGCUGCUGCCACCGAGGCAUCAGAAGUGGUGAUCUCAGAUGGAAAUCCCCAAGUAGUCAAUUAUAUUAAACGUAACAUAGAGUCCAACUCCAUGGCAUUUAGCAACACAAGCGUAAAAGCCAUGGAGUUUCACUGGAACCAGCAUCAACUUUCAGAGCUAACCAACAGUUUUGACAUCAUAGUUGCAAGCGACUGUACUUUUUUCAAGGAGUUUCAUAAAGAUCUUGCAAGUAUCAUCAAGGUGCUGCUCAAAGCCAAUGAACCCUCUGAAGCUUUAUUCUUUAGUCCUAAGAGAGGUGAUUCUUUAGAUAAGUUCCUGAAGGAGAUUGAAGACACUGGUUUACACUAUGUCUUAACCGAAAAAUAUGAUGGAGAAGUUUGGAAGCGUCAUGAGACGCUUGUGAAAGGAGACGAAUCUUGGCCUAACUAUGACAAGAACCACUGUUACCCUUUACUUAUUCAAAUUACUAAUUAUCAUAAAUAGUCAAGACUGUUUCAUCUUUGCGUCUAUGGACGGCGAAUCAACGCAGAGAGGUCCUCACCACAAGUUAGUCAAAGCCGUUCGUUGAUCUAAAGGGAAUAUAUAGAACAAUAUAAUAUAAUACAAAGCUAAAGAUUCUAGAUCAAGUGUGUACUCCCAUUGAUGAGCUACAUAAAGCUUUCUUCAUUCUAGUUUUUUUUUUUUUGCCUCCUCUCUCUGUUUCUACUUGUUUCUAUGUUGUUGUGUCCUUUUUAGCAGUAAAUAAAGCUACAAGCUGAUCACACAGAAAAUCAGUUUCAGAGCUAGAUACAUCUCCUGUCUCUUCGUGAGGUGGUUCUCUCUAAGACUUUAAACUGUGUUCACGCAGCAUAUAUAAGUCAAAGCUUUGAUAGUUAUAAACCAAAACUCUUUACUUUGUCAACUGUGUUAAUUUAAUGUUCCACACCUGGACAAAUUGGGACAGGAAGUGAUGGUGUAAGUAUUUGUGGCAUUAAUUGACCGUUACUCAAGAAUAAGAGUGAAUGAGAGAAAACUUAAAAUGAAGAAAAUAGAGAAACUUGUUCUUCAUCUACAACUGGUACUACUUUGUGUUUUAUAAUCUAAAGUGGAAAUUCGAUUGUGAUUUGUGAAAGCUCGAUUAAUAAACAAAUAUAGUAACUUUUU
Eruca vesicaria subsp. sativa (arugula) is the source of this 1639-nucleotide messenger RNA. The record is from the annotation of a GenBank genome assembly. Lineage: Eukaryota; Viridiplantae; Streptophyta; Magnoliopsida; Brassicales; Brassicaceae.